Cercopithifilaria johnstoni is the source of this 3930-nucleotide messenger RNA. Lineage: Eukaryota; Metazoa; Nematoda; Chromadorea; Rhabditida; Onchocercidae. The record is from the annotation of a GenBank genome assembly.
AUGACAACACUUAACAAAGAAACAGCAGAGCUCGAUUUGUCACUCUACUGCAAUAUACUUUAUCAUCUUCAAGAAGGGUUUUACGGAACGGCUUUAACUAUCUGUAACGAGGAAUUGCAUAAAGCAAAUGAUUCCCGACAAAUUGUACUAUUCCGGUCGAUCGCUUUAAUUAAGCACGGUCAAUAUGUGGAAGUAGUACGCCUACUUCACUUACUUCGUCACGAUACAAUUGUUGGCUUUGCAGCAUCAGUGGUUCUUCGAACAGCGCAUGCUUUAUUAAAGAAUCCAGAUCGAGAAGAAAUAUCUGAAUUGGAUCGAACAAUCAAUGAGGCAUGUAAAACUGCAGAUAUGCAGGCCAAAUAUAAUGCCGCAAUAGCUUACACAUUGCUUGGAAACAGUGACAAAGCUUGUUCUUUAAUUGAAAAAUCAACCGAUUCCAACAAUAUUCAAUUGAUUGUUCUUCAAGCUUGGAUUGAACUCAAGCAUGGCAAAGAUAUGAAUGUUGCGCAAAAACUUUUUAAGAAAGGCAUUGCAGCAGGAUAUCCGAACGCAUACAUCGGAAUGGCACGUUUGUUGGAAAGACGAAGAAAUUUGACAGAGUUGCGUCAAGUUCUUUACACUUUGAUAAAGAAAGUUCCAACUUUUCUUCCAGGAUACAUUGAAUACUGUAAAGCAUAUUUGAUGGGUUAUGAUUGGGAACACUGCAUGGAACAGGUACAAAGGACGCUAUUUCUACAGAAUGACUGUUUGCAAGUUCGUUGGUUAGAAGUGAUUCAUGAACUGGUUAUAAAAAAUCGUGUAAAAGAAACUGAAAAUGUCCUUCAAAAUCUUGCUGAAGCAAUCGAAAAAAACGAGCCAAAAAAUUAUCAGUUGCAUCAUAAAAUUGCCCAACUUCUUAUUCGAAUCACUAUAUUUGAUCAUCCGGCGACUAAAUUUGCUAGGAAGUUGCUUGAUAGAGCAGUUUCGGUGACGAAAAAUCAGGACUAUUUGUGUGAACAGGUAAGAUUACUGCUGCAAAGUGGAGACUUUAAGGCAGCUGAAACAAUUAUGUUCGGAGCGUUAAAGGAUGAUGUCACCCCUAAUGAACAACUAUUAAUUGGUGUAGCACAAUGUUUCAUUGCAAAAGGUCAAAUCGAUGAUGCAAUUACUCAGAUGGAAUUCGUAGAAGCAACACAUCCGAGUAUCCGCCAAACUAGUUUGUAUAUCUAUUUGAUGGCAGUAUUGGAUAAAGAGCAACAUAAACCAUUUGAACAGUUUUUCCAAAAAAUGCAAAAUGCAUUGGAUGUACAUUUAUCAGCAUUACAGAACGUUGUUUUUGGUGUGGAAUAUUUGACAUUGCUGGAUCCAAAUUUACUAAUUGAUAUGGCAUUGCAACUUUACGAAUUUGCACCACUUACACCAGCGAAUUCUGCUAAUGUCGUACUUAAAGAAAUUGAUAAAAUCCUAACAAUUGUUCUGAAUUAUUGUCCAGCACUGUUAAUCGCUGUAUAUCUCUUAGCCAAAGUAAAAUAUCUUUCAAUGGAUUUUGCUGAAGCAGAACGACUAUUAGCAAAUUGCACUGAUAAAAAUGAUGCUCCUCCAGAAGCCCACUUACUUAUGGCACAGAUUCAUCUGCAUAAAAAUAAUUAUGAUGAGACUGGUAAAUGUUUGGAUAUUGGCUUAAGUAAUAAUUUUAAAGUUCGCGAACAUCCUCUGUAUCACCUUAUCAGGGCAAAACUUCAAAAGAACUCAAAACAGAUCGACGUAUCAAUACAAACUUUGCAGAAAGCAAUCGAACUGCCUUUGUUUAAAGCUAGUCCAUCAAAAAAACGUCAGAAUUUGGAAGUUGUUGAUGCGGAUCGUAUAGCCAUCUACUUGGAAUUGAUGGAUUCUUAUCAGCAACUUGGACAGCUUGCAGAAGUUGAUGAGGUGAUGAAAGAAGUGCACGAACGCUGGGCUGAUAAAACGGAACAACAACAGUUUGUGCUAAUGGAAGCAAAUCUGAAAUUACAGCGCAAAGAUAUUAAUGGUGCAUUAGAGAUGCUUGCAUCUAUACCACCUACAGAGGCUAACUAUCAAGCAGCUCGCAUUAAAAUGGCUGAAAUUUAUUUGAACGAAAAAAAGGAUAAACGAAAAUUUGCUGUUUGCUUCAAACAACUUGCGCAAAACAAUCCAUCACCAACGGCAUAUAUAUUGCUUGGUGAUGCUUACAUGAGCAUACAGGAGCCUGCACAAGCAAUUGAAGUAUAUGAAACGGCGCUGAAAAGUAAUCCAAACGAUGAUGCGUUGGCUGAAAAAAUAGGCCAGGCAUACGUCCAGUGUCAUUUUUAUACGAAGGCAAUCAAUUAUUAUGAAGCGGCAUUGAAAAAUGGAAGUAAACCAGUGAUGAGGAUGCGCUUAGCGGAAUUGUUAUUUCAGCUCGAAUAUUAUGAAAAGUGCGAAAAAGUGUUACGUCAAGCACUUGAUGCAGAUCAAAAUCCUGUCGACGUAGCUCGAAUGAGUGACCAUGUAUCCUAUUGGUCUUUAUUGUCGAAAUUGCAUUUCGAAAAUGGUAACUGGAAAGAAGCAUCCGCGGCUCUAGAACGUGCUCGUGAAAUUCAAUUAUCUAUAAUUGCAAAACCACCAAAUGAGGUCGCAAAUCUUGCCGAAGAGAAGAAAUUUGCUGCAAAAUAUUUAGCAGAAUUACAUUGGAACCGAAGGGACGCUAAUAAAGCGAUUGAUCUUUACCAGGAAGCUAUUUCUUUGAAUAAUACAGAUAUUAAGAUAAUGACAGCACUUGCAAAUUUGUAUCUCUUGCUUGGCAAACUGGAUGCUUGCAAUACACAAUGCCAACUGAUCCUGAAUGCUGACCAGAAUAACGAUGAUGCUACACUGAUGAUGGCUGAUCUGUUGUAUCAGUCUAAUGAAGCCGGUAAAGCAACCAUUCACUUUACACAAUUGCUCGAUAGGAAUCCAAAUCAAUAUCAUGCGCUAGCAAGAUGUAUUGAGUUGAGUUGGCGAAGAGGUAAUGUGGAACAAGCGGAAAAAUAUCUGCGAAAUGCUCUCAACAAAAAUCCUCGUGCUACACUUGAUGCUGGUUUCAAUUACUGUAAAGGACUUCAUGAAUGGUAUGCUGGAGAUUCAAAUGCAGCGUUGCAAGCAUUCAAUCGUGCACGACGUGAUCUGGAAUGGGGCGAACAAGCUACUUAUAAUAUGAUUGAAAUAUGCUUAAAUCCGGAUAACGAAAUAAUUGGAGGAGCGUCUGAUUAUAGUCAGGACAGUAAUACAAACAAGGGAAAUGAUAGAGAAGUGGGCACGAAGACAGCGGAAGGAUUUCUGAGGGAAUUACAAUGCAAGACUGGAUUAGACUAUAAAUACCGGCUAAUGGAAAAUUUCAUCUUGUUGAUGAGUGGCAAUCGCGGAAAUGUACAACAGGCAUUGACGAAUUUUCUUAGUAUGGCAGAAACUGAAGAUCCAGGAAUGGUAAACGUUGGAGCACUUCUUGGCUCAGCUCGAGCUUAUUUAAUUUUGAAACAAAUACCGAAAGCAAAAGCUCAGCUAAAGCGUGUACUUAACUAUAGAUGGACAUUGGAGGACGCUGAUUACUUAGAGAAAUGUUGGUUGCUAUUAGUCGACCUUUAUAUCAAUCAAAACAAGAAUGAUCAAGCUUCUGACAUAUUGCAAACUGUUUUACAGCACAACGCUAGUUCAAUGAAAGCAUUUGAAUACAAAGGAUAUAUAUGUGAAAGAGAGCAAAAAUGGGACGAAGCAACUGCACAUUACGAAGAGGCUUGGCGUCUGAGCAAAUGCAGGAAUCCGGCCAUUGGCUACAAACUUGCUUACAACUAUCUGAAAUGUCGGAGGCCGUUCGAAUGCAUCGAAACAUGCCGUCGCGUGCUGGAACUUUACCCAAGUUAUCCGCGAAUCAAACGUGAAAUUAUGGACAAAGCGAGAGCGAGCAUACGCAUAUAA